AUAGCGUCGACAUCAAUUUUGGUCGCUGUUGUAAAAUUAAUCUGCGGUAGAUCAUCUUGAGAUAUUCUAAUUGACCUUCCAUGCUGAAACUUACGGUUUCAAUUCGGUAUAAAACCCGUGGUUAGUUUCAACCAGCCAUUUGAACGCCGAAGAGGAAUACUUACGGGCAUAAGAGUUUGCUUUGUAUUUGAUAAGACUAGGAGGAUAUUCUGUAUUAUGAGCUCUUACAUCCAAAUGAAACUGUUGCAGUUGAUCGCUACCAACAGCAAUUAUGCCGAAUGAGUGACGAGUUAAUGCAGAAAAGACCAUCCGUAGCCAACAAUCGAUGCAAAGUCUCUUGCAUCAUAACGCUCGACCGUAUGUUGCAAAAUGCGUGAGCAGACACUUCCAGAUCUUGAAUGGAAAGUUUUCCCGCAUCCAGCAUAUUCUCCAGGCUUGGCACUGUUGGAUUACCAUCUCUUCCGGUCGAUGCAACACGCACUUACGGAUAUACACUUCUCCAGUUACGAUAAAGUCCAAAAAUAGGUGGAUAAAUGGAUCGUCUCAAAAGACACCGCGUUCUACAGUCAAGGGAUUGCCCUGUUGCCGGAAAAAUGGGAAAAAUAGUAGAAAAUGGAGGAAAUUACUUUGCUUAAGGUUCAUUCAUCUUCCCUUCGAAACAAAUCAAUUUUGGAGACGAAAAGCGGCACCAAUUAUGGCCGCUGCUGACCAAUUACUCGUGAUUCACCGUAAUAUAUGCAAGGCGACCUUCUAUACGAAGGUGUUGAUCGAGCCUCAAUACCGCAUCCGCGGCAGUUUUGCGUUGACUGACUUCGAGAAUGAAAAUCGCUUAACGGAAGAGUGUGCAGAUAUGAACAUGAGCGCAGCAUUGUCGGCAGUCUUGUCGUUGCUCGUUUUACUACCGUCAUCGUUCGCACAAGCUAGUAAUCAUUCCUCUAAACUAAAAUGCGGCAAAUACACGAGACAUGACGAAAAGCUAAUCGUAAAUGGAGUCGAGGUUAAGUCGGUGAUGUUCCCUUGGCACAUCCUUAUCUACUUUAAAGAAGAAAACAUGACAUACACUCAAAUAUGCGGUGGUACUCUCAUCCGCAGCAAUCUCGUCGUCUCAGCGGUCCAUUGCUUCUUUGACCAGACAACAAGAAAGAUUAAAGACGCAUCGAGUUACGUUGUGGCAGCCGGCAAACGUUAUCGUGCCUGGGAUGCCGACGAGCAGUACAGUCAGAAGUCGUUAGUGGAGAGUAUCGACGUGGACGAAUAUAUAUUCGAGCUGCGAAUUAACUACUACUAUGAUAUGGACAUAGCUGUAUUGAAGCUGAAAACGCCGUUUAAGCAAAACAUAUUAGUGCAUUCCAUUUGCAUCGACUGGAAAGUCUUUGACGUUAGUAGGGAUGAUUUGUGGCAACCAGAACAACUUGGCAAGAUGGUCGCAUGGAAUGAAAACACCAACGACCAACAUAACCAGACUAUGUACGAAAUGGACAUGCAGUACAUCGAGCACGACGAAUGCAUCGGUAUAAAAAAUUUAGAUCCUCGCGAAUUGGUCGCGCAGGAUACGUUCUGUGCAGGCCGUUUGAACGAUUCAGGCAUCUGCAAUGAAGAUGGAGGUAGCGGUCUAUAUAUCGAGGAGGAAGGAGUUUGGUACCUUCGUGGAGUCGCCUCUGCCAAAUACGGGGUUGUCGAUCGUUGCCUUUAUAAAGUUUAUAAAGAUUCAAACGUUGAAUUUACCUACGUCAAUGAGUUGAAGUAUCGGCUUCUUAAGAAAUUGCUUAAUCGUGUAAACGAACGUCAGUUAUCCGAUGCACAAAAUAUGUAACCAGCAUCAUCGAACUCGCAAUAACGUGAGACGAAUGGACGUGACAUAUGGACGAGAUAAUAUCAGACACAAAAGUUUAAAAAGUGAUAAUUGUAUAUGUAUGUUCAAAUAUAUAUACAUUAGAGUUGUAACAAAAGUGCUUAUAACGAAGCGAAUGCGAAAGCGGAAGAAAAAAAAGUUUUUUAUGAAAACGAAAGCAAAUGUAAAUGCGAAAGCGAAAGAUCUUGUUUCUUUCUACUGAAUGAUGACUGCCAAUGAAUAAAUUAGUAACUUCCCAGACAA
This is a messenger RNA of Harpegnathos saltator (Jerdon's jumping ant), 2095 nucleotides long. Its product is annotated as serine protease 48. Bases 326 to 1813 code for a protein of 495 amino acids. The transcript is spliced from 6 exons. Lineage: Eukaryota; Metazoa; Arthropoda; Insecta; Hymenoptera; Formicidae. Gene Ontology annotation, molecular function: serine-type endopeptidase activity. The record is from RefSeq and is a predicted model, not a curated record. Gene Ontology annotation, biological process: proteolysis.